GACACAUAAGUAAAAAUAAUUAAAGUGACUUCUCAAUUAAUACAUAGUAGGAUUCAAGUCAAAUAAAAAUAUGAGUUGGGCCAAAAUUCCAAAAAGCCCAUUUAAAUCCAAAUUAACAUUUAAAAAUUACAAAACUCCUCAUUGACCUUCCUUCCUUCUUCUUCAACCUCCAAACACAAAGAGAGCUUCUUCAAACCAAUGAGAUCAGUCACAAAACAAAAGUAGACGAAAAAACGAUGAGGAGACUUCUCACCAAGAAGAAUCCAGUCUUCUUCCUAUUCCUCCUCAUCACAACUUCUUCCUUAACUAUCCUCACCUUCUCUUUACUUCGAUUACCUCCGAUCACCGCCGGGAAACUCAGAGCCGCCGAUCUCUCCGAGGAGCUUGGAUUCUUCGGGAACAUGAUGGUCGAAAUGCUCCCUGAAGAUCUUGUUUUCACUGCCUUUGUUCCGUCGGAGAAAGCGUUCAGUCGAGAUCUGGGGAUGACGAAACCGAACAGCACAAAGUCAUCACUUGAGGAGGAAGAGAACACAUACGCUGUCGUUUCGAGGAUCUUGGGAUUCGCUGUGGUUCCGUAUAAAAUAGAGGAGGGAGACAUAAAUAAAGAUAAAACGGCGUCGUAUGAGUCGUUGAUUGGUUUUACGUUGAAGAUUUGGAGGAAGAGUGGGAAUGGGAGAGGGCUUGUGGUGAAUGGUGUGGAGACGGAGAAGAUGGGGUUAAAGAGAGGGAAGGUGAUUGUUCAUAUUAUGGAUGGUGUGAUUAUGGAUUCUGAUUUUGCACAGUCCUUUGAUUCUUCUUCUGAGACAUAGAGAAGUAGAAGAGCAAGACAUUUGUGAUUUUGUUGUUAAAAUAGGAAAGGAUACAGUAAUUCUUUAAACUUUAAACCUAUUAUGAUCUGCAAAAACAACUUGUAUUGACAAUAGAGAGACGUUUAAAUCUAUGUAACCAUUCAUUCACAAAAAAAAA
This is a messenger RNA of Eruca vesicaria subsp. sativa (arugula), 966 nucleotides long. NCBI's taxonomy places the organism in Eukaryota, Viridiplantae, Streptophyta, Magnoliopsida, Brassicales, Brassicaceae. The record is from the annotation of a GenBank genome assembly.